Molecule: messenger RNA, 264 nt
Organism: Rotaria sp. Silwood2
Lineage: Eukaryota; Metazoa; Rotifera; Eurotatoria; Philodinida; Philodinidae
Source: the annotation of a GenBank genome assembly
AUGCCAUUAUUAAAAAGUGCUCAACGUCGUUUGAAUACUCAACGUGAAAUAAUCAAUCAUUUUUCUCAACUUCUACCUUCUUUUAAUGAUUUAUUUGAUGAACGUUCAUGGUAUAUUUUUUUUACGUGCUUAACUUUGUUUUCAUUUGUUAUUGCAUUUAUUCUCAGUCGAUGUAUUACAUUAGUUGACGUUGAUUAUGAUUAUAAGAAUCGAAAUCGGCGAACGGGUCGUUUUUCUGGAGUAAAACGAACUCGACUUUUAUAA